Messenger RNA from Trypanosoma cruzi, 311 nucleotides. RefSeq lists its product as uncharacterized. The record is from RefSeq and is a predicted model, not a curated record. Lineage: Eukaryota; Euglenozoa; Kinetoplastea; Trypanosomatida; Trypanosomatidae. The transcript has a single exon. The annotation marks the transcript as partial.
AUGCUGCGGUGUGCGUCGCGCGUCUGUCGGGCCGCCUCCCUGUUGGGUUACCCGCUGCGCCGGGCAGCCGCGAUGGAAAUGUUGUACGGCGGUGUGCGUGUGCAGCACCUUGCACAGUCGCCGUUCUCCCUCCGGAAGACGCAGUCAGAGGCGCUUCCGUCCCCGUCGCUGCAGCGCGAGCGGGACGAUCUGGAGCUGGAGGUGAAGGACUCUGCCAACAAUGUGAUGGGGCUCCGCCUUUUCCCCAUUAACAUUGGGAUGCGGGCGAGGAACGAGGCGGUGCGGCUGCGAAGCGAAGACUGCUACAAGCG